AUGGCCUUUAAGGUCCUGGAGUUCCAUUCCAGCAUAUAUCCUUGCCCUAACUCAAUGUAUGCACGCAAGGAGAUGAGGUCCCAUGUCAACACUCGCAUUGCGGACCUGGAAGUGGUAGGACAUCUGACCCUUGCAGUUCUGAGUCGUACGGAGGAGUUCAGGUCCAGUGUGUUGACGGGCGCCGCUGCUCAGCUGAGGGAAUGGAGCACCAGGGUCAGGAGUAUAAAGGCCAUUUACUACACCCUCAACCUGUGUGACAUCGACAUGACACCCAAGCUGAUUGUGGCUGAGAUCUGGUGUCUUGUGUCAGACCUCAGCUCUGUUCAUGCUGCUCUCAUCAAGGGCUUGGAACAGAGUGGGUCCAGUCUGUGCCCGGUGCUCAACAGGAUCCAGACCCAGCAGACUCCUCCCACCUUCAACCGAAACAACUGCUUUACAUCUGCCUUCCAGAGUGUGGUUGAUGCCUAUGGGGUGGGCAAAUACCAGGAGAUAAACCCAGCCCCGUACACCACGGUGACAUUCCCCUUCCUGUUUGCGGUCAUGUUUGGCGACUGUGGUCACGGCGUUGUCAUGUCCUCGCUGGCUCUCUGGCUCAUCCUGCAGGAGCACAGCUUCAGGAAGCUCCAGAACGAGGUCUGGAAUGUUGCCACCAACAAACUAUCAUUCCUCAACCCCUACAAGAUGAAGAUGUCUGUGAUCCUGGGAGUAGUCCACAUGCUGUUUGGGGUCUUGCUAAGCUUGCUCAACUGGAUAUUCUUCCAGAAGCACCAGGACAUUAUGCUACAGUUUGUCCCUGAGCUGAUCUUCAUGCUGAGUCUGUUUGGUUACCUCAUGUUCCUCAUCCUCUACAAGUGGUGCGCCCCCAUGCCCUCUGAGUCUGCCCCCAGCAUUCUCCUCUUCAUCAAUAUGAUGUUAUUUGACUACAGCUCCCCAAAUGCAUUGCUCUUCAAAGAUCAGAAGCCUCUUCAGAUCUUCCUGGUGGUCCUGGCUCUUCUGAUGGUUCCAUGGCUGCUGCUGCUCAAACCCCUGCUACUGUACAGAGAACACACACUGUCUCAGAGGGUAGAGAACACACACUUAUGGGGGACGUGUUUUUUUUAUCAGGCCAUCCACACCAUAGAGUACUGUUUGGGCUGCAUCUCCAACACUGCCUCCUACCUGCGUCUCUGGGCCCUCAGCCUGGCCCAUGCUGGGUUGAAUUCCAGAACAAGUUCUACCUGUGCUCAGGUUUCAAGCUCACUCCACUUUCUUUUGAGCGCCUCCUCAAUAUACAGUGACUGGCAAAUACACACACACAGCUUUGUUUAGCCCCAUUUGUUUAUCUAUUUUCAGAGUGAGAAACAUUUAGCUGGUUGUCACAGUAUCUUGGU
This is a messenger RNA of Osmerus eperlanus (European smelt), 1370 nucleotides long. Its product is annotated as V-type proton ATPase 116 kDa subunit a 1-like. Gene Ontology annotation, cellular component: plasma membrane; vacuolar proton-transporting V-type ATPase complex; proton-transporting V-type ATPase, V0 domain. Gene Ontology annotation, biological process: proton transmembrane transport; vacuolar acidification. Gene Ontology annotation, molecular function: proton-transporting ATPase activity, rotational mechanism; ATPase binding. The record is from RefSeq and is a predicted model, not a curated record. Lineage: Eukaryota; Metazoa; Chordata; Actinopteri; Osmeriformes; Osmeridae.